Gopherus evgoodei (Goodes thornscrub tortoise) is the source of this 1425-nucleotide messenger RNA. RefSeq names its product avidin-like. The transcript is spliced from 4 exons. Gene Ontology annotation, molecular function: biotin binding. The record is from RefSeq and is a predicted model, not a curated record. NCBI's taxonomy places the organism in Eukaryota, Metazoa, Chordata, Testudines, Testudinidae. The coding region runs from base 123 to 593 and encodes 156 amino acids.
CCAGCACCCAUCCCAGCCCCGCCUGUGUCAAGGGCUAUAAGUAGGGGACUGACUGUGAGCCCCAGAUACCAGUACUUGGAGAUUCAUCUGGCACCUGUGGGCAGCCUCCCCUCCCAGUAGCAAUGGGGAAAACGGGCUUCUCUCUGAUUCUCGCCAUGGGUCUUGUGACCCUCAGUACCUCUUCAGAGAAAAAGUGUAUCCUGUCUGGAGCCUGGCAGAAUGAGCUGGGUUCUAAUAUGACCAUCUUUGCUGUGAACAAGGCCGGGCAGUUCUCUGGGUUGUACCUCACAGCGGUGUCAGCCGCAGAAAAGCCCAUCCUUGUGUCGCCCAUAAAUGGAUCCCAGCACAUCGACAGCCUGGAGCAGCCGACCUUCGGGUUCACCAUCAAGUGGACCUUCUCAGACUCAACGACUGUCUUUGUGGGCCAGUGCUUCGUGGAUGAUCAUGGGGAGGAAACUCUGCAGACCACGUGGCUGCUGCGAGAGAAGGCCAAAUCUGCAGAGAAUAACUGGAAUGCAACCAUGGUCGGCACAAACAUUUUCACCCGGAUCAAGGGGCAGAAAGUGAGUGAAUCCAUGAGGAAUGACCUGUAACCAGUGAUCCCAGCAGCACCGUGACCCCACUCUGCAGCCCCAGAGCUCCUGGCACCCCCCAGAAUUGUUCUGGGCGCUCUCUCUCGAGAGCGUCUCGCCUGGUGUCAGGGCUGUUUGCUGAGCUGCAGAGUCACCCGUCUCCGUCUCCAUCUCCCCUCGCUCUCUGGUUACCCCCCACCUAGAAUCACUGCCUGCGGCCCCCAGGCUGCAGUUUAGUUCCUUUCCCAGUAAAGUUCUAGCGUGGGAGACACGCCCUUCUCUUCUGUUUCUCCUUUAUCGCCAGGUCUUUCCGUUCCAAUAGUCUCUGGUGCUCUCUCUCCUUUUCUGCAACCUGCAGCCUAACUUUGCAAUGGCUUCACUGCUGUCAAUCAUUUUCCUGCUUUUCUGUCCCUACCUCCCUUUCCUAAAAUGAGCAAUCCGAAAAUAACAAACUCCUCCUGACUGUCCUUUACAUCUUUACACCAGUGUAUGAAGUGCAAAUCUUGCUCAGUACAACAAGCGGUGUGUUUCACCCUGCUUGCUGCGCCUCUGUGACAGGGUCUGUGGGUCCACUGUGCCCCCUGAACACGCUCUCACCUGGACCGUCUCUCACAAUGCCUUGCUAGUGACCAGCAGCAAACCCCUCCAGGUGAUGUGGUCACUCAGCACAACCGCACGUGGCGCCGCACAUGCAGCUCUAUUGCAUGAAUGCUCCCAGAGCCGCUCACGAAUCACCCAGAGAAAGGCACGAGAACCAAGAACUUUCCCAUCACUGUAGGUGAUUGAUUCUGUUUAACCAGUUCUAGCUCUCAUCUCUAUUUAUUUCUUUUUAUGAAUAAACCUUUAGAUUUCA